ACCGCCUCGAAUCCUCCAGAGCCAAGUUCCUCCGCCGAGGACUGCUACACUUGGAAAUAUAGGAGAAAUUGAGAGUUGAUCUUGCAAUAUGAGUCUGAAAGUGCUGAUUCAGUUCAGCUUGACCGGGGGGGGGGAUGUAUAAGCUCAAUUUCAGGGAAAGGAGGGGGAAACUUGACAGAAGGCCCAAAUAGCAUUUCCUCCCAGUGGAAGCCCAGGGUGAGAUGUUCUUGGCACAAAUAAGAUGUUGCACUGGAAAGGAGUGUGAGAGCACAAGCUUUCAAACCAUGAUUGGUGUCAUAGUAGGGUUGCCAUAUUGCCCGGUUAGUCGGGUUUUACCCGGAUUCUAUGCAUGCCACCCGGCUAGCCCUUUAGGCGCCCGGCUAGCCCUUUAGGUGGCCCGGAUUCUCAGCUUUAAUUUUUUUAAAAAAUAAAGUUUCUAGGUGGUCCGGUUGUCGAGAUAUACAUAAAAACGUCAGCCGCUCCCCCCUGUUAAAUCUUUCUUUAAACAGUACUGUAUAGCACUUCGUAGCUUUAACCCCGCCCGUUCAGGAUUGCAGCCAAUCAGGGAUUGUGUUUCAGUUUCAUUGACCUUAGGCAGUGUCUAGAAAACAAAAUGGUGGUUUCACACACUGUUUAUCUGAAAAUCUCAUAAAUUGGUUUUCAUUCUUAUUGCGAACACCUCCAUCUGGUUUUUUCUUCCUCUCCUGCCUGUGGACACUGGACUGCUUUCUCUUCAAGCCUCCUUUCCUAGGCCAUACUUCUUCAGCCCUCUCUGCUCCUCUGUGACACUACAGCAGCACAGCCAGUCUUCGCCAGAGGCUUGACUGCCACAAACUCAUGGAGUAGCUGAAUUGGAUGAAUCCUGAUAUGACUGUUGCUACCUCAGCCCUGGGAGGCUCCUCAACAUGGGUGCUGGCGCUGCUGGGAACCCUUAUAGUGACUCUUCUUGGAGCAGCUCACAAACUGGGGCUGAUCUAUCAGCUCUGGCAUCAGGGAAGCCAGCACCAAAGAUGGCCUUUUCUGUUCCAGGUGGACACUAAGAGCACUCGGCAUGGCGGAGAAACUGUGGCAGAAGUGUUGAAAGCUCACGGCGUGCGCUACAUGUUCACACUGGUGGGCGGACACAUCUCGCCCAUUUUGGUGGCUUGCGAGAAGCUGGGCAUUCGUAUUGUGGACACGAGGCAUGAGGCAACAGCUGUAUUUGCAGCAGAUGCGGUGGCCAGGCUUUCAGGAACAGUGGGAGUUGCUGCAGUGACAGCAGGACCAGGAGUGACUAAUGCUGUUACAGCUAUGAAAAAUGCCCAAAUGGCAGAAUCUCCCUUGUUGUUGAUCGGAGGGGCAGCAGCCACAUUGCAAAAGGGCCGAGGAGCUCUCCAAGAUAUUGACCAGUUGUCCCUCUUCAAACCACUCUGCAAAUUCUGUGCUUCAGUGAAGACUGUCCGAGAGAUCACCCCUGUGCUGCGAAAGGCCAUGGCCAUUGCCCAGUGUGACACGCCAGGUCCUGUGUUUGUAGAGUUCCCUUUGGAUGUGCUGUAUCCAUAUCAUCUCGUAGAGAGAGAACUGGUCGAGAACGAUGCUUCCAAAAGCCUGUUGGGAAAGAUUGUUAACUGGUAUCUGCACAGUUAUUUGCGGAACCUGUUUGCUGCGGCAUGGGAGAUGCGGGACCUUUCACCCUUGCCAGUGAACAUGCCAAAGGCCACAAAGGAACAGGUGCAACAGUGUGUGGAGCUCAUCAGCCGGGCUAAGAAGCCAGUCAUCCUUCUUGGCAGCCAAGUGACCCUGCCACCAACUCCAGUAAAAAUGCUCAGAGAUGCUUUGGAAGAACUGGGGAUUCCAUGCUUCCUUGGAGGCAUGGCUCGUGGAAUGCUGGGGAGAAAUAGCCCACUGCACAUCCGCCAGAACCGGCGUGAGGCACUCAAGGAGGCAGAUGUGGUCAUUCUGGCAGGCACAGUCUGUGAUUUUCGUCUGUCAUACGGCCGUGUCUUAAGCAAGUGCAGCAAAAUCAUUGCUGUCAACAGGAACCAGGAGCAGCUGCUGAAGAAUGCAAAUUUGUUCUGGAAACCCCACAUGGCUAUUAAGGGGGAUGCUGGCUCCUUCCUGGUGCACUUGAGCCAAGACCUGAAGGGCUAUUCAUGUCCCCAGGACUGGGUGACAAGUCUGAAGGAGACCGAUUACAUGAAGGAGAAAGCAAACAGAGAGAAGGCAGAAAAACGGACAGAGCAGCAUCUCAACCCCCUGAAGCUGCUGCACCAUGUGGAUUUCUUGCUUCCUGAAGACAGCCUGCUGGUUGCCGACGGAGGUGACUUUGUUGCAAGUGCUGCCUACAUAGUAAAGCCCAGGGGGCCUCUGUCCUGGCUGGAUCCAGGAGCCUUUGGGACCUUAGGGAUCGGUGGAGGCUUUGCUUUGGGAGCCAAGCUCUGCAGGCCAGACUCGGAGGUCUGGAUCCUAUAUGGAGAUGGCUCUCUUGGGUUCAGCAUCAUGGAAUUUGACUCCUUUGUGCGACACAAGACACCCGUCAUCGCUCUGGUAGGUAAUGAUGCCUGCUGGAGCCAGAUUUCCCGGGAGCAAGUUCCCAUGCUCGGUAGCAAUGUAGCUUGUGGCCUGGAUUAUCUGGAUUACCAUAUUGUGGCAGAAGGCUUGGGAGGAAAAGGCUUCUUGCUCACCCGCCAGAAUGAGGAUCAAAUGAAUGAUAUUAUCAGGACAGCACAGUCUGAAUGUGGGAAAGGACGGCCUGUCCUCAUCAACGCUCUCAUUGGGAAAACAAACUUCCGUGAAGGCUCCAUCGCUGUGUAGGGGCUAGUUUAGGGUUACCGUGUGUGGGAUCUGGCUAGGCCGCAGAGCUUCUGCUGUGCAUGGAAGAGCUGGCUCAUUUGAACUGAUCCCAAGCAAAGGGCUCAUCAGCCCAAAGGUCUUACUUUUGUGUCGGCAGUCCUGGGAGCUGGGAUUGCUACCCCAUGCCUUGGCUCAUCAGGGCUUCUUGGGGUCUUUCUUUGUUAUAUGUGAUUUCCUCUGGUUUUUAACUCUGUUAUCCCACCGAGGACUUUGCUUGUGCUCCACCCCCACCAGUUGCACCAAGGGUGUUGUAUAAGGUGGACACAGCUAACCAAUUUCUUGGUGAAUCACUUUGACUUGCCUUGCUGGCAAUUUUCUUCCUUUUGGUUAUGUCUACAGGUUGACUUCACUAGUUGAUUCAGCUGAUGCUUUGGUUGCCACAGUCAGGACCAAAAAACACAUCCAUCCCUUAUUUUCCCAAGCACAUGUGCAUCCAUUUUAGGAUUUAGAUCAAGGGUGGGGAACCUUUUCUCCCCGCCCUCUGACAAGCCACAUUUGACAGGUGAGCAGAGCCACCCACCUGUCAGUCACCUGAUAUAGUGAUGUCAGGUGAUGGUGCGCUUUGAAGCCCUGAUUUGGGGGACUUGAAAGACCAGUGUAGGGCUUUCAAACAGCGUUUUCAAACAGCCCCAUGCUGCUCAGUUCUGGGAGGGAGAAGCUGUUUCCUUUAACAAUUGAGAGCUCACUUUAAGCUCCCAGUUGACUCUUUGAAGCCCUUCCCUUACACCUGACACUUACGUUACAUGCAGGGUAGGUGGGUGAUGCCUCCCAAAAAUGGCCUCGUGCCCAACAGGGAGGCCUAGAGGGCCAACUUUGGCCCCUGGGCCAGAGGUUCCUCAUUCCUGAUUUAGAUGCCUUCUUCUUCAACACAGGUAGAUAAUACUUGCUCUUUAAAACAGAUGCAAAAGUAAAUCUAUACUAUUCAGUUUGCAACUGAAAUUAAUCCUUACCUCUUCCUAGACUAGGAUCUCAGUUUUCCCAUUGGGCUUCAGAAGGCUCUUUUUGCUCCUACAGCUUUAGGAAUGCCCUUGCCAUUCUCAUGGGUCUAUGUGAUCAUCUGCUCAUGAUAGUUCAGCAAGACUGGCUGCAAAUUGAUGCCGGACAAAUAGAUAAUCCAGCAGUCUGAACCCCCCCCUUACAUUCCCUAGGGCCAUUUCGGUCUGUAACCUUGGUCCUGUCUCCACAACUACUUCCAUGCCACAGUAGUCGCUUAUGUGCUGAUAUAGGACAGAGUUAGGCCUGCAGUCAUUUCUCUCUUGGGCUGUAUCCCAAAUCUUAAUAAGUCUAGCUCUACCAUUUUGACAAACACUCUCAGGGAGGGGGGCAGCAGGCAACCUAUGAGGAAGUGUCCAGUAAUCCUCCUUGGACUGCAGUUCUGUCUUUGCCGCUGGCCCUUCAGAAAGAAACCACAAUGCAACCUUUUCCCAUGCAUUUAAUAAAGGGAUAGGCUUCUUACUACCUUUUGGAGUGUUGUCUGUUCCAGCUGUUGGUCUCUACUAGGGAGUGAUCCCCUUCCAUUAGUGAGUUCACAACUGCUCUUCCCCAUUUCUGUGGAACACAUAACAGGCCUGUUACCUCAGUGUCCUUGGGAAAGGGUUAGGUUUGGUUAUUAUUGGUUGAGAUUUUAAUAUUUUAAUGUAACUAUGUGUUUUAAUUUUGUAUGUCGCCCAGAGUGGCUGGAUUGCCAGCCAGAUGGGCGACUAAUAAAUUUAAUAAAUAAAUAAUAAAUAAAUAAAAUUCUUACAACACUGA
Messenger RNA from Rhineura floridana, 4584 nucleotides. It is a transcript of the gene ILVBL, whose product is annotated as ilvB acetolactate synthase like. The coding region runs from base 856 to 2793 and encodes 645 amino acids. The transcript is spliced from 17 exons. Gene Ontology annotation, cellular component: acetolactate synthase complex. Gene Ontology annotation, molecular function: acetolactate synthase activity; magnesium ion binding; flavin adenine dinucleotide binding. Gene Ontology annotation, biological process: L-valine biosynthetic process. NCBI's taxonomy places the organism in Eukaryota, Metazoa, Chordata, Lepidosauria, Squamata, Rhineuridae. The record is from RefSeq and is a predicted model, not a curated record.